AUGGCUUCUGGGUUAACGAGUGCCCAACCAUUGGUACCAUCAAGGGACCAGUCGAGAACAGUGGCAAUAGGCCAACCGGGAGCUGAUGUGGUCUCUUCAGCUAUUCCUGAGCAGGGAGCUAUGUUGGGGAGCGACGAAUCAACGGUCGGUAAUUUCCAGCAAGCGACAGAGCGAUCUGUCAUAUUCGAUGAAGCCAUCUCGGCUGAACCUCAGGGAGAAAUUCUGAGCACAGAUGGCUUCGACUUUCUUGAGCUCGGAGACAUGUAUCACGACUCCACCUUUGACUUUAUGCAUUUCAAUGUCACAGGCAAUCCGCACUCUCCAACCGGAUUCCGAGAUCUAAGCCUAGUUCCCGGCCCAGACGACUUACCUAUCUUACCCCCAAGCUCUCUUGACUUUGAUCAGGAUGGCCAAUUGUCUCAUCCGAUCCAAGACGCAUCAACACUGAACUCGUCGACGAUGAGAACAUCGACGGAGUGCCAGUCUGCAGAUCCUGAUGAAGAACUACCUAGCCCCCAACCAACAGGAGGUCACAAUAAGGAAGCACUUGAGACAAGCAGUAAUUCCGCAGAAGUGGACAGUUUAUGCUCUCUUGGGCGCCUGGGACUGAAUAACCUGCAUCUGACGCAAACAAAGAGGGGGGAGAUUCUCGGGCUCAUCAACGAUAUGAGACCAGUUUAUCCAGACGGCACAUCGAUAGAUGAGAAGACGGCAGACCUCUCUCUCGACCGAAUGCAGGAGUACCUCGACUUAUUCUUUGCUAAUUUCAACUCUUGCUACCCCAUGAUACACACACCGACACUUGAGGUUCUCGACGCGGAGCCAUUAUUCCUGUUAUCUCUAAUUGUCUUUGGGGCUACAUAUAAGGAGAAAGAAGACCAUCAACUUUCAGUCUGCUUGUAUGAUGCCAUGACGCCAUAUAUCAUGAGCGGGCUCAGUGGGAUCAAGGUGCCUGAUCUUUCCAUUCUCCAGGCCUUUAUGGUAUUAGAAUGUUAUGGGAUAUAUCGAGCUGGAGCAUACCAGCGGGAAAAUGCCAUUGUAAUGCAUACCUUUCUGUUCAACGCUAUAAGGAGACUGUCCCGUUACCACGUUCGGGCCAGAAUAAUGGUUCCUGACUUGAGGAUAGAUCGUAAGAAGGACUGGAAAGCAUUUGCUUACCAUGAGCAGUACAAACGCUUGAUAUUAUUUAUCUUCAUGUGGGAUACGCAGAAUGUGAGCUACUACUCGUUCAUGCCAAGUAUGUCUACCCAAUCAAUUCAAGUGAACCUUCCAUGCUCCAGGCGGCUUUGGGAGGCAAAUGAUGAAGAUGCAUGGAACGCGAUAAUUUCAUCGAAGAGUGAUCCUCCGAUGGUCAACACUAUGGUGAAGGACUUUAUCGAGGACGGGGGGAUUAUAUGGCGUGAGACCUUGGACAGCUUAUCUCUGAGCUUUAUUUUGCAUGGCUUAAUGUCAAUGUGCAACGACAUGGUCCAUUUUCAGAACCAGUCCAUCUAUCUUGGAAAUGCUGCACAAGGGAACAACAACGAUUGGCGCUGUCGGAUGACGGCUGCACUAGAGCUCUGGAAGACAAAGUAUGAUGCUUACGCUAUGGGGACAAGACAAAUCAUCGAUGAAGAUUCGUCGCUACAUGAGUUCCGCCAGGAAAAUGUGGCUUUUCUUGCGCUUUAUCACACGGCCCAUAUUGUCGUCAAUGCGGAUAUCCGUCACCUUCAGAUUGCAGCAGGCGCUGAGGCUAUCUUUGGACAUGUUGUAACGAGCACAGAGCGCGAAGAGAGUAUCAACGCGGUGAUGGAGUGGGUUCGAGUGUCUCCUGACUCGGCUGGUCAUGCUGCGUGGCACGCUGCACAGAUGAUCCGCGAGGGCCUGUUGAACCUGCGGAACUGGAAGGCUAAUGGCAUGUUCCAUUACCCGUGGUGUCUUUAUAUCGGCGUCUUGACGAUUUGGGCUUUUGUGCAUUUCUCGCAGGACGAUAACCGUCGAGGCUGUCAUCAUAGCAUUGGUGGAGAGGAUAUCUUGCAGACACAGUCAAAGGCUCUUAUGCACCAGGCCAUCUCGAACAUGGCAUCUUGUACCCCAGCGACAAUUGGCAGAGAUCUGCAUAGAUGUUGCCCGCAUGGUCUGGCUAUUGAAGUGGCAAAGUAUCUCAAGACAGUUCGAUGGACUGCGGCUUUCGAAGCAAUGAAGGUCCUUCAGGGCAUUGUGGACACGGAGUCAUUUUGA
Messenger RNA from Fusarium proliferatum ET1, 2220 nucleotides. RefSeq lists its product as uncharacterized. The coding region runs from base 1 to 2220 and encodes 739 amino acids. Gene Ontology annotation, molecular function: DNA-binding transcription factor activity, RNA polymerase II-specific; RNA polymerase II cis-regulatory region sequence-specific DNA binding; zinc ion binding. The transcript has 3 exons. Gene Ontology annotation, biological process: regulation of transcription by RNA polymerase II; DNA-templated transcription. Gene Ontology annotation, cellular component: chromatin. The record is from RefSeq and is a predicted model, not a curated record. NCBI's taxonomy places the organism in Eukaryota, Fungi, Ascomycota, Sordariomycetes, Hypocreales, Nectriaceae.